AAACGCUGAUUAAGCAGACGUGAUAAUUUGGCCGUCGCGACGCGUCUCACCACAACCCCAGUGAAUUCCAAUCCCAACGUCGCCGACGACACCGACGACGUCAAGAUUGAGCAGGGCGUUUUAAUCACACAUAUCUGUGCCAUUUUCCACUAGGAUAUCUGCUCCAGUUUUUGUUGUAUAGAUUGCGCUGUCGCGUCGUAUUGCGCUGUCCCAAAUGGCUUCAGAAACCGUUAGGCUCAGAGGACGUCCAGCCCAUACGCCGGGAACCACCAUUCUAAGUUACACCCCAAAUGGCCGACAAGUGAUCACCGCCGGGUCCAACUCUGCAAUUCGAAUAUUCACAAUUGGAGAAAAAGAUGAACCAAAGACUGUGGAUGAUGGAGUGGACGGGCGUUUGGGAAUUGUUGCUACUAAUGAUUCGUUCAUUAUGGGCGCUGAAGAUGGCACGGUAUGGAAAUAUGAAUUAGCAACAGGUCAAAUGGAUAAAUUGCUGGUCCGUUGCGCAUUACCCGUGCGAGACCUGUCACUAUCAAAGGAUGGGGAUUGGGUGGCUGUUGCCAGCGAUGAACUCGUGGUCAAGAUUGUUAAUAUUCACGAUAUGACUAUUGUAAAAUAUCUACGGGAUCAGUCCAAGGGCGUUAAACAUGUGAACUUCGACCCUAGUGGACGUUUCAUUGCAGUAUCAGGCUCUGAUGGGAUAAUUUAUAUAUACUCCAUCGACAGCCCGCAGCCGGAGCUUGUUAAGAAAAUUGAUGGGAUAAUUGGCAGACUGGAAACAGACCAUGAAGCUACAUCGCGGGCCGUGUGGCAUCCAGAUGCACGAGCAUUUGCUGCGGUUGAGCCGACAAGAGAUAUUGCCAUAGUGUCUACUAGAGAUUGGACGAAACAAAAUGUUUUCCCUGCUGGCCAUAAUGCAGAUAUUACUGCACUUGCCUGGUCUCCGAACGGCGCUCUAUUGGCAAGUGCUGGGGCAGAUCGGCAAAUUUUGCUUUGGGAGACGAAGAGCCAAAGCAUUUUGCGGAGAUAUGACAUACCGAAUGUGAUAAAUCUUGCUUGGCACCCUGUCGACAAUACCCUCUCUUUUACUACUUCCGAUGGAGAAUUAUUCAUUUAUGAAGAUUUUGUCCCCCCAGAAUACAAAUCACUGCUUGAUAAACCACUGGAAAGCGCGCCCUUACUCUCUGCGGCUCACGAAGAGCAUAGAAGUAUUCCAAGCAGGCCGUUGACGAAUGGCGUACGGACUGGCCUGGAAAGUCGCCAGAGACGUGGCACCCCAGAUUCCCUAGAUGAUAUUUUAGGCCCCAUGGACGAAGAUGACGGUUUCAUUGAAGACGACGAUGGAGCUGGCUAUGUAGAAAUCAACGAAUUCGGCAAACGAGCUCCUAAUUUCCGGGAUGACCUGGACGGACAUGAUCAUAAACGACAGAUGGGCAUGUCCUUGCAGUCGAAACGACAUGCCUCAUUUCAGCCCGGCAGUACCCCUUGGAGAGGUGACAGAAGAUAUCUCUGUCUUAACCUAAUUGGAUUCGUUUGGACUGUUAACCAAGAGACACACCAUACCGUCACGGUUGAGUUUUACGAUCGGGAACGGUUUCGAGACUUUCAUUUUACAGACCCCUUUUUAUAUGACAAAGCCUGCCUGAAUGAGAAGGGCGCUUUAUUUUCUUGCCAACCAUCGGGUGACCAUCCAGCUACAAUAUUUUAUCGCCCUCAUGAAACGUGGACAGUACGGGCUGAUUGGCGAACUCAACUUCCUGAAGGAGAAAGUAUCACCGCCAUUGCGCUAAGCAAUUCUUAUAUUGUUGUCACUACCUCUGCCGAUUAUGUCCGAGUUUAUACACUUUGCGGUACUCCGUUCCGAAUUUAUAGGCAGAAGAGCCGGAGCGUUACUUGUGCGGCAUGGAGAGACUAUGUCCUAACCGUAGGAAACGGGCCCGUUGGCAGUGAUGGAAUCACUACAUUAACCUACUCUAUCGAAAAUGUCAAGCGGGACGAAAUUUACCAGAACGAAGAUCACGUAGCUCUACCUGAUUCCACCGAGCUUCGAAGUGUUUUCUUUUCAGAUACUGGUGACCCUUACAUAUACGAUUCUUCAGGGGUGCUGUUAGUAUUAGAACACUGGCGAGAACGUGGACAGGCGCGCUGGGUACCGGUUCUUGACACUAAGCUCAUGGACCGCCUUAGUGGCGGACGGAAAGAAGAGACGUACUGGCCGGUCGCCGUGGCGCAGGAUGCGUUCCACUGUAUAAUUCUCAAAGGCGGAGAUCAAUAUCCUUACUUCCCCCGACCAUUACUUAGCGAAUUCGAAUUCAAGAUUCCAAUAUUCUCAAAGCCGAAGAAGCCAUCUCCUAGGGAUGGCGAGGACGAAGACAUGGACGAUGCUGCAGGUCGUGACUCUGUUAAUAAGCUUGAAGAGGCGUUUAUACGUUCCAGCCUCUUCCUCAGUCUGCUGAGUGACCGUGUCACAGCCUCAGAAGCUACGGGCGGUAGCGGAGAGGUGGAAUUGCGGAGGAAGGAGAUCGAUAUUGACAAGAUUGUGUUGCAGUUGCUAGCAGUUGAAUGCCGGGAGGGCGAAGAGAGGGGGAUGAAGGCCCUUGAACUCGUUUCCAUGAUGCGGGAUCGUAGCGGGAAGAUGUUGGAUGCUGCGCGCAAGGUUGCCCAGCGGUAUGAACGGACUGUUCUAGAUGAGAAGAUUAAGGAGUUGGCGGAACGGCGGCUUAUGGGUGCGGAGGAUGAUGAUAAUGAUGAUGACGAACUUGCUUGAAUAUUGGGAAAUAAGACAUCUAGCUACUACUACAUCUGUAACAUCGCUAUGUAUUUCAGGUGUGAAAUUACAUCCUGCGUGUGCAAAAUAUAGAAUAUUUUUAUAGUCUAUGAUCUUUACGGAAAGCUAUAUAUAUGGCUUUAUACAGAUUGACACCCUGAUUGCGGCAAUGGUCCCGGAUGUUACCUUGUCUCCACAGGGUUCUUGCAGGCGGGCGGAGGCUGUAGAAGAAUGCCAUACUACAAAUCACAUACUCCCUAUGUAGCAAUCUGAAGGUUGGAAUAAGAAAAG
This is a messenger RNA of Blastomyces dermatitidis ER-3, 3055 nucleotides long. RefSeq names its product chromosome transmission fidelity protein 4. Gene Ontology annotation, molecular function: protein binding; chromatin binding. Gene Ontology annotation, cellular component: nuclear replication fork. Bases 215 to 2764 code for a protein of 849 amino acids. Lineage: Eukaryota; Fungi; Ascomycota; Eurotiomycetes; Onygenales; Ajellomycetaceae. Gene Ontology annotation, biological process: mitotic cell cycle; DNA repair; DNA-templated DNA replication. The transcript has 8 exons. The record is from RefSeq and is a predicted model, not a curated record.